AACGCAGGAACAUUUCGCGCCAAAUUGAAACAACAGUCGUGUCAGUGGAGGAGGAGCAGCAGCAGAGCCACGAGCCGCUGCCGGACAUCACUCGCAGUCUUUCACGUGAUUUUUUUCGCCCACCAUUCAAAGGUUAACAUGGAGGAGGCCAACAAGCUCAUCGGCACCGGUAAGAAGCACCUGGUGAUGGGGAAGGUGGUGGAGGCGGUGAGCGUCCUGCAGGAGGCCUGCGGCAUGCUAGCUAAAACAUACGGAGACACAGCAGACGAGUGUGGAGAGGCUUUCUUCUGGUGCGGUAAAGCACUGCUGGAUUUGGCUCGGAUGGAAAACUCUGUCCUGGGUAACGCUCUGGAGGGCGUGCCGGAGGAGGACGAUGAAGAGAAACCCAAAGACUCAAACGUUGAAGGCACUGAAAACAUCGAUGAGAAGACCAGAGACGAGCUGAGGGUCCAAGUGUACGACGCCAUGGCGGAGAAGAAAAGUGAAGAUGCUGAAAAGGUUGAAGGCAAGCAGAGCAAAGAAGCAGAGAAGAACGGUGAUGAAGAACCGGGAGAGGCAGAGAAGGAGAAGAAAGACGAGGAGAAGAAAUCUGCUGAAAAGGAAGAUGUGAAGGAAAAGGAAGGCAAGAAGGAAGGAGAGGAAGCAUCAGUGGACAAAAAAACAGAGGAAGGAGCAGCAGCGGACAAACCAGAGGAAGAAGAAGGUGACAGUGAGGAGGAGGAGGAGGAAGAGGUGGGGAACCUGCAGCUGGCCUGGGAGAUGCUUGAAGUGGCUAAAGUCAUUUACAAAAGGAAAGAGACAAAGGACGAUCAGCUCAUGGCGGCUCAGGCUCACCUCAAACUGGGUGAAGUUUCUGCUGAAUCAGGAAAUUACACUCAGGCCUUGGAUGAUUUCCAGGAGUGUCUGAAUCUGCAGGUGAAACACCUGGACUCAGACAGCCGCCUGCUCGCCGAGACUCACUACCAGCUCGGCCUCACCUACAGCCUGAGCCUUCAGUACAGCCGGGCCAUCAAGGAGCUCAAGAGCUCAAUCUCCGUCAUCAAGAGCAGGCUGGACAACCUGCAUGAGCUGCUGGACAAGGUCAAGGGUCCGGAGGAUCUGCCCGGCGAGAGGAAGGAGAUGGAGGAGCUGAAGGCUCUGCUCCCAGAGAUCCAGGAGAAGGUGGAGGACGCCACAGAGGGACUGAAACUGGCCAGUGCUGCUUCUGAGACUGUGCAGGGUGUAAUGGGUGAAGGCUCGACCUCUUCAUUCGCUGAGACCACAGCACAGAAUGGUGACACUUCCUCUUCAAAAAUUAAUGGCACAUCAACCAACGGACAUGCCCCCACCACAGCUCCAGUCUCGGACAUCUCCCACCUGGUCAGGAAGAAGAGGAAGCCAGAGGAAAGUCCAGUAAAGGCAGGUGUGGUUAAGAAGGUGAAGCAGGUCCAGGUCGACGACAAAACCAACAGGGUGAAGGCGCCUCCCACUGAUGGAGCAGACAAAGACGGAAAGCAGACGAACAGACACACGAACACUAUGGAGGUCGAGAGUCAGUGAAGUUGGACUCGGCUCCACAUUUUUGUUGUCUCCAUCACCAUACUACGUUCUUACUGUUCUACACUUGUUGUAAAUAUGUGUGUCUUUUUCUAUGCCUGUUGUGUUCGUGUUGGGUCACAUCAUGUAACCUGUUAAGUUGAAUAAAAAUGUUGUAAUUUGAUAAAAAAAAACAAAUGGCACUUUGUUGAUCCAUUAACAUAUGUACUGCAACUCUGAGGGAAAAAAUACUUGCUUGAAAAUAAAUUUUUGAAAUAUU
Molecule: messenger RNA, 1795 nt
Organism: Solea solea (common sole)
Lineage: Eukaryota; Metazoa; Chordata; Actinopteri; Pleuronectiformes; Soleidae
Product: nuclear autoantigenic sperm protein-like
Exons: 13
Coding region: 139-1539 (466 amino acids)
Biological process (GO): CENP-A containing chromatin assembly; DNA replication-dependent chromatin assembly
Cellular component (GO): nucleoplasm
Molecular function (GO): histone binding
Source: RefSeq, a predicted model, not a curated record